Messenger RNA from Sclerotinia borealis F-4128, 1890 nucleotides. Lineage: Eukaryota; Fungi; Ascomycota; Leotiomycetes; Helotiales; Sclerotiniaceae. The record is from the annotation of a GenBank genome assembly.
AUGGUAAAACGAAAAGAUGAGCUCGAAGUUCAACUCAAGGAUGAACAUCAAUUGAUUAAAGAGGGUCUAUUGAGAGAUGAAAGUCCUCUUGAUACCAGUCCCGCAUUUCAAGAGCUUUGCAUGGCAUGUCGAAUUGGAGAUGUGGUGAGUUUUCAGAAAUCAAUUAGUACUCCCGGAAUCAAUAUCAAUGCUAGAGAUCCAUUUGAUUAUACUCCUUUGAUUUUGGCAAGUCUUUGCGGACACUAUACUAUUGUUGAGUUGCUUCUCGAAGCCGGAGCUCUUUGUGAGCGAGAUACAUUUCAAGGGGAGAGAUGUUUAUACAAUGCCUUGAAUAAUAGGAUUCGAAACCUUUUAUUAAAGUACGAUUAUUCGAAAUCAACAGAUCCAUUACAACCAUUCGCUUCUCAUAUCACCUCUCUCCUCACCAGGCAGACUCCUAAAACCUCAGACAUUACACUCACUACCGGGUCUCAAUCGUGGGAUUUACACAAGAUGAUACUCUCGGCCCGGUCACCAUAUUUUCAAAGAAAGCUUUCUGCGGCCCCAGAAACCACGUUAUGGAAAUUGACAGCUUCGAUACCACCAGAAUCUUUUCAAGUUGCUUUUCGGUAUUUAUACAUGGGUGAAGUACCAUCGGACCUCGGUCUCAAAUCCAACGCUUCUGUGGAUGAUGUGUUGAUAGGGAUCAAUAAAAUCAGCAAACAAUUAGAGAUAGAAUCAUUGUGGGAAGGCCUUCUAAGUGGGCGUGAUAGGAGAAUAGCUCGGCAACGGCAUCAAGAUGAAACCUCAAGAGCAAGGGACCAGAUGGAGUCUUGGUAUCGAGGGAAUGUUUUGAAGCAUAGAAUACAUAUCGAUACCGUGAAAGCUAAGGAUGUGAAGUGGACUAGGAAUAAUGCUAUCUUUGCGGAUGUUUUGUUACAAGCAGACGAAGAUCUGACAUCCGAGGAAGUCUCGAGCUCUGGACAGGAAACGCCAACACAUAAUGCAAGUCCCUCUUUAAAUAGUAUUCCUGUGGGCCCCUCAAGCUCAUCUCAAACCGCAUCAACCAAUCCACCUCGAAAAUCAAUACUUUAUCCGGCUCAUCGAGCCAUGCUUAUACGAUCUGAAUACUUCCAGACCAUGUUUAAUUCAUCGUUCCAAGAAGCUCAAACAACCGAAUAUUUGCAGACCAUCUAUGUUGAUUGCUCCCCUGCUGUCCUGGAGCUCAUUCUCGAUUUUCUCUAUACCGAAAACGUUGACAUCCCUCUUGAUAUCGCGAUAGAUGUUCUUCUCGCAGCUGAUAUGCUCUUUAUCGAGAAACUCAAAACUAAAGCUGCGGUAAUCAUCAGUACUCUUGGAAAUGGUUCGAGUACACUAGCAGAUCGUACACACAUUGAGAAUGAUGAACCAGAUGUGGAGUUGAUAAACCCCUACGAUGUUAUGAGAGCUGGAUGGUUGACGAGAGUCCAACGACUAGAAGAAUUCUGCGCUAGAUAUUUGGCGUACAGGUUGGAAGAUUAUAUUGACGAGCCAGAGUUUGAGGAGUUGAUCAACGAGAGUGCGGCCAGGAUCGAAAAGAGACAAGAAACUGAUACUAUUGAGUUACUAGAUGAUAUUCGCUUCUAUCUCUCCGAACGAUUCCGACUCCGAUUCGAAGACCCAGGCUUGGAAGAAAUGAUGGAUGAAAAGGAGGAAAACACUGUCGAUACUUCCACGGAAGAUAUGAAGCCCAGUGAAGCGGCUGACAUGAAGCAAACUCAAGCUCCCGCCCUUGAUCCACCGAUGAGUGGUCAGAUUAGAACUCUCAAUGGCGAAAUUGCAGGCGAUGAGUUUGCGGCUGAUGCUAUAAACUACCAGACGUUACUUGGAAAGAUAGAUACUUUGUUGGAAAGAUUGAAGUUGGAUGCUUAG